AUGGCUGGUGUGAGGACUUUGGUCUAUAGCACCGGAGCGGCCUGUACGGAGCUAACCAAGGGCACGGUUUCUCUCCGACAUCUCGACACGAAGAACCAGAUCGAGAAGUAUGCCCGCUCCACGAGCGCCUUUGAAAAUCUUGUUCCCAUCAUACCGGGGUACUUUCUAGAGAAUUUCCUUUUCAAGCAGGGCGCAUCCAUCAUGGGGGGGUUCCCAUGGGAGACUGAUGCGGAGGAAUAUUUGACAUGGAAGGUACCGUACUGGGGUGGCGAUGAGCGAAUCCCCUUCCUUAGCGUUGCGGAUGACUUCGGCGAUAUUGUUCACGGUGUUUUCCUCUCUCCGUCAGAGUAUCAUCUUCAGGUAGUGCAAGCCAUGAGCGAGAUCACGAAUUACCAUAAAAUGACAGAGGAGUUCGCACAAGUGACCGGUAAGAAAACACGGUUCCACCCGGUACUACCAACCUGGAAGGCGUUUGAUGCCUCAGGAAACCACGGAUUCGAGGAUGUAAAAUCCAUGUUCGGAUUUACUCAAGAGACCCAAGGGCACUACUUUGGUCGAGAAGCCACAGAUGAUCAGGUUUCUAAGAAUCUCAAAGCGAGCGCUGUCCAGAAUUAUAAAGAGCCGCAGGAAUCGCCCUCUUUGAACACCGUUCGCGCUUGGUUUGCACGGGAGUUUGCUGCGUGA
Penicillium antarcticum is the source of this 684-nucleotide messenger RNA. RefSeq lists its product as uncharacterized. The record is from RefSeq and is a predicted model, not a curated record. The coding region runs from base 1 to 684 and encodes 227 amino acids. NCBI's taxonomy places the organism in Eukaryota, Fungi, Ascomycota, Eurotiomycetes, Eurotiales, Aspergillaceae. The transcript has 3 exons.